Hyla sarda is the source of this 1391-nucleotide messenger RNA. Its product is annotated as epithelial membrane protein 1-like. Lineage: Eukaryota; Metazoa; Chordata; Amphibia; Anura; Hylidae. The transcript has 5 exons. The record is from RefSeq and is a predicted model, not a curated record. Gene Ontology annotation, cellular component: plasma membrane. The coding region runs from base 20 to 667 and encodes 215 amino acids.
GGCCGGAGAAGACAUCAAGAUGCCUCCAAGCCGUUCAGAGUCCUAUUGGCUGCGAUUGUCGGUGGGGAUCAUGUUGUCCGUCAGCAAUCUCUUCCUCCUCAUCGCCAUCUCCACCAAUCGCUGGGCCGUCACCCCUGACAAUAGGAACUAUGCCGGAAUCUGGAAAUCCUGCAACAGACAAUUCUGCGUAUCCCACUCGGCAAUAAUCCAUUCCAAGGUCCUCCUGGUCUUCUUUCUCAUAUUUAACAUUUUAACCAACAUCUAUGUAAUAUUUACCCUUUAUGCUGGUGAAGAAGAUAGUAAGAGGUUAAUUGGAAGAGUGAGUCUCUUUAAUGCGGCGCUGGGAUUUCUUGGGAUGCUUUUUGCAUCGAUUUACUUUGGUUUGGCCCCUGAUCUGGGACACUUUUCAUACGGCUUCGUACUGGGCUGGCUGAGCUCAUGUCUGGUUACUAUAAGCGCUACCGUAAGUUUAAUUCACGCCUGUGUAGAACCUGACAAACCUUCCGCCGUAGUAGCAAAUCUGCCUUCCACUUCCAUACCAGCGAACCUGGUGCACGGCAUCGAUAAUUCAGCUUCCACCGUACAAGAAAAGCCGAUGUAUGGCAACGAUAAUCCGCCGCCAUACCCAGGAACCGAAGAGGUGCCGGCCACUGUAAUUGUCUCUUAAAGGGGAAAUACCUCCUGUAGACUCCUCAUGGGUGGAGAAGCUGACAAGAUAUCCCUCAUUUAUAGGGAAAUUCCUCAAAAAAAAAAAAAAUCAAAAAAUUCAAUUUCUUUCAUUCCUUAGGAAUUAUCCCUCCCUGUUUUUUUUAAAGGGGUACUCCGGUGGCAAACAUUUUAUUUACGGUAAAUCAACUGGUGCCAGAAAGUGAAAAUGAUUUGUAAAUGACUUCUAUUUAAAAAUCUUAAACCUUCCAGUACUUAUCAGCUGCUGUAUACUACAGAGGAAGAUCUUUUCUUUUUUGAAUUUAUUCACCACAGUGCUCUCUGCUGACAUCUCGGUCCAAAUCCCCCCCAGCAAACCAUUCCUGCUCUGGACGCCACGCCUCCUCUGAUAGACAUGAAUGGAGGGGGCGUGGCUUGACGUCACGUCCCCAGUCCCGGAAUCCCGGAGGUUUCCGAAACUAAAGACUUAUCACCUGCAUAGUAUGCGGGUGCUGCAGGGAGAUCACGGGGGGUCCCAGCAGCGGGCCCCCCGCAAUCAGACAUCUUAUCCACUAUCCUUUGGAUAGGGGAUAAAAUGUUUUUGCCAGGAAUACCCCUUUAAAGCAUUACUGUCUUUAGAAUUUUUUUUUUUCCAUUUAAUACUUCCUUAAAAACGAAGCAUUUUCCUAAUAUACUUCAUUAAAAAAAUAUUAUUGAAAAAGAUGGGAAAUAAAUGUUUAAAACCA